CGAGGGUGUCGAAGCAGAUAGAAUAUGACUAACGCACAACUUCCUUAAAUGGUAUUGUUUCACCAUUAAAUGAGAAUGGUUUGCCAAUCAAGGACUUUUUUAAAGUGUCAUCAGCCUACAAAAUGGCAGAAGAUAUGAGGAACCACCCUAUUGCGGAAACGGCAUAUGUACAACUUGCUUUACCAUUAGCGAAAAGUGCUGCACCUUAUGUAUUAUAUUACACAGCUACGGAUAAUUCAUUUAAAGCUAACGAUGUUCUAAAACGAUGGAGUUUUACUGAGGCGGGCUUACGAAUGCAAGGCAUACAAGUAUUGGGAAUUGCAGCUGAUGGCGAUCCAAGGAUAUUGAAAGCGAUGCUCAAAAGGACUAGGCUUCAAAAAUCAGAAUAUUUCGGUCCGUGGUUUAAUAUUGCAGACUUUGUCGAACCCAUCAAUAUACAAGAUAUGACGCAUUGCACAAAUUCAUUCAAAAAUAGGCUACUUAAACCUGGAGCUGAUAUGACAAUCGGUAAUAUUAGUUAUUGAUUCUUUAUUGAUCAUUAUUCUUAUUAUUUCGUAAACUUAAGGUAAUUUCAAAAUAACUCACAUACAUCUGAGGGAGUUAAUAUUGCACCACGCGAAAGAUCAGCAUGAACUAACAAUGCAAGAUAUAUGUACGAACGACCGAAUGAAGUUUACCCCAACAUUGAGGAUGAUGAACGCGAAACUUAUAUCAUAUAUGGAGGGGCACGUGCCAGGUAGCAAAGGUACAGCGCUGUACCUGCGUGUUAUGAAACAAAUGUAUGAAGCUUACGCUAACGUAGAUAUGGAACCACUUGAACGAAUUUUCACAAUCUGGUCUGUGUUAUCCAAACUUAAACCUUAAGCACGGUGAACGUUCGCGACGGUUAUUAAAACAAACAAACUAAAACACGACAAACCGGGAGUAGAUUUAAAAUGCGACCGUACUGCUUGGCGACUCGAACGGAAGAGACUUACGUAGUCCUGCGUCACCUAUAUAUGCGGUCGUGUCUUGUACACAACCCCUCUGAUUUUUUCAAGUCAACCCAACGAACAAUUUUUUGGAGAACUUCGAUCGAUGACCAGUACAAACGAAACUGUUAUAAAUUUCACAAUGAAAGAGCUCGGUAAAAAAAUAUGGCGAGCAAUGAUGAAAACUCACAUUUCAUACCGUUGCCAAAACGAAUUAAAAUUCCCUAGUCUUAAACGAAGAGAAGAAAAAUACUCUAAAGUGUUUACUUUACCACACAACAUAGAUAUUCGGCAUGCUAUAGAAAAAGCACGUAUUGUAGCAAUAAACCAAUUGACAGAUGUAGGGAUUCCGGCAAAUGAGCAGAAUUUUGAAGGCAGCUUAGACAUCAUUCAAAGAUCGAUUGAUUUUGAAUUUGUACCCGUACAAUGUUCCUUAGAUUCUGACUCAUCUGACAGCAGUUCAUCAUUGAAAAAUUCCUUUGAAAUUAUUGAUAGCAGAUCAUCUGAAACGAAUUCCACAAUGCACAUCACUGAUACACCUGGAGCCAAUGAGAUUUAUGAGGCCGAAAAAAUAUUUCAAAAUGUAAAUGGAGAACUGUGUUUAAAAAACUGUGCAACAACGAAUAAGCAUACAUUCAACAUUAGUACUCAGUCAGGGAAAGUAUACAUCGUUAAAAUAUCGACAGUAGUGUGGAUGUUAUCAAGUGGCAGAUUCAAGUGCUCAAACGAUCGCAUCAGUAGAUUCCAGCAACCCAAAAAUCGUGUUGAUGAAAAACAAGACAAUAAUCAAGUAUUUGAUCACAUAUCUUGUGGAGACUGGGUUGUCUUCGACAACUCUGUCAUAUGUCAUGUCAGCGGGUUUCAAUAUAUUACAGGGCGUACCAAAACUUGUCAUCAACUACGAAUUCCAAUAAAAUGCCCGGAAACUGCAAAACAGCGAGGAGUUUUUGUAGUCGGUAGCUUCUAUGAAUUAAUUAAUGGUACCCUACGUACGAUUAAUGUUCAAAAUGACAAAUGUUCAAAAAUGAAUUUGGAAAGAUAUCGUUCGCAUUUAAGCUCUCCACUUGAUGUUGAUACAUUGAGCCUUACUACAAAAAAUAUUUGAUAUCU
Sabethes cyaneus is the source of this 2081-nucleotide messenger RNA. RefSeq lists its product as uncharacterized. Bases 1078 to 2076 code for a protein of 332 amino acids. The record is from RefSeq and is a predicted model, not a curated record. NCBI's taxonomy places the organism in Eukaryota, Metazoa, Arthropoda, Insecta, Diptera, Culicidae. The transcript has 4 exons.